Molecule: messenger RNA, 1440 nt
Organism: Camellia sinensis
Lineage: Eukaryota; Viridiplantae; Streptophyta; Magnoliopsida; Ericales; Theaceae
Source: RefSeq, a predicted model, not a curated record
AUGGAGACAAAGAAUCAACGCUCUGUUUUGGAGUGCCUUCGCCGACGUUUGCGUUUCACAAACAGUUCUUAUGUUGACCCAGUUGGUAUUGUAGGGGGGUUGGCUUUGUGGUGGACGGAUGAAAUAGUCAUUGAUGUUUGUUCUCGUAAUCAGAACUUGUUCCGCUGUGUCUUAUCUCAUCAUGGUAUAUCUUGGCUUGCCACCUUCAUUCAUGCACCGCCCAGGGAGCAACUUCGCAACCUGUUUUGGGAUUCUAUCCUAACCAUAGCCUCUGAAAACCAAUUUUCAUGGCUUUGCUUGGGUGAUUUUAAUGAGAUAGGGGCCUUUUGGGAAAAGACUGGGGGUGCAGGACCUAUAGCUAGGAGAGUUUUGGGCUUUCAACAAUUGCUCCAGGAGUGUGCUCUAAUGGAUUUGGAGUUCAAGGGUCAUGGUUUUACGUGGACAAACAACCAGUCGGGGAGGCAUAAUGUCCAGGAAAGAAUUGACCGAGCAGUGGCAACUGUGGAUUGGCGAAAACUUUUCCCCCAUGCGAAACUUCUUCAUGAGCUUCUUAUUGGUUCAGAUCAUUGUCCACUUAUCCUUAACACUUGCAGCAAACUGGUGCUGAAAUCUUGGGGUCGGAGUGAAUUCGGAGACAAUCGAACCAAGUUAGCAGAGCUUAAUUCCAAGUUGUCUCAUCUCCAAGCUCUUGACUGGUCCGAGUUCAACGUAGCUGCCCAAAAGGAGACUCAAGAUGACAUUUUGAGAGUGCUCCUCCGUGAGGAGAUGUUCCUUCAUCAGCGAUCUCGAUGGUUAUCCACUGAUGAGGCGAUUAACUCAUAUCUCCAUGAUUACUUCUCUCAUCUGUUUACCAGCAUUCCUUCCCGAAACUUUGAUCACCUUUUGUCAACUGUCCAACGGGUUAUUUCUGAAGAGAUGAAUGCCUCUUUAACCAACCCGGUGUCCAACGACAAAAUUCGAUCCGCAGCAUUUCAAUUGGGACCUUUGAAAGCACCAGGACCCGACGGUUUCUCUGGUAUCUUUUUCCACACUUAUUGGGAGGUGGUGGGUAAUGAUUCAGCGUUUGUGCCAGGGCGUUUGAUCCAAGAUAACAUUUUGGUAGCUCAUGAAGCUUUUCACCAUCUGAAAUUGAAGAAGGCUGGCACUGGUUAUGAGAUGGCAAUUAAGUUAGAUUUUAAUAAGGCAUAUGACCGCAUACAAUGGGAUUUCUUAGAGGCUCUUCUUCUCCAAAUGGGGUUCAGUUCAGUUUGGGUUCAGUGGAUCAUGGCAGUGGUAAGUACGGUGUCCUUCUCAAUUUUUGCUAAUUGGGAGAAGCGAGCCGCCUUCAUUCCUCAUAGAGGUCUCCGUCAGGGCGACCCAAUUUCACCUUACCUGUUUACUUUGGUUGCUGAUGUUCUCUCAAGAAUGAUUUCCAUGAGCACUUUUGAUAAUCGGUUUUAG